Molecule: messenger RNA, 6293 nt
Organism: Echinops telfairi (small Madagascar hedgehog)
Lineage: Eukaryota; Metazoa; Chordata; Mammalia; Afrosoricida; Tenrecidae
Gene: FGF2
Product: fibroblast growth factor 2
Exons: 3
Biological process (GO): positive regulation of gene expression; regulation of cell migration; cell differentiation
Cellular component (GO): cytoplasm
Molecular function (GO): fibroblast growth factor receptor binding; growth factor activity
Source: RefSeq, a predicted model, not a curated record
CCCGGCCACUUCAAGGACCCCAAGCGGCUGUACUGCAAAAACGGGGGCUUCUUCCUGCGCAUCCACCCCGACGGCCGCGUGGACGGGGUCCGGGAGAAGAGCGACCCUCACAUAAAACUACAGCUUCAAGCAGAAGAGAGAGGUGUUGUGUCCAUCAAAGGAGUCUGUGCCAACCGUUAUCUGGCUAUGAAGGAAGACGGAAGAUUACUGGCUUCUAAAUUUGUAACAGAUGAAUGUUUCUUUUUUGAACGACUGGAAUCUAAUAACUACAAUACUUACCGGUCAAGGAAAUACACCGGUUGGUAUGUGGCACUGAAACGAACGGGGCAGUACAAACUUGGACCCAAAACAGGACCUGGACAGAAAGCUAUACUUUUUCUUCCAAUGUCUGCUAAGAGCUGAUCUAAAUGGCUGCAUCUAAUCUCAUUUCAUGUGAAAGAAAAGUUUUAGAAAUUUGUUAACGAGAAGAAAAGAAAUGCGUACUAUCAUCUGCUCAGUUUGGCUAUCUGGUUAGAUCACAUAAAAUAUUUAACCUUUGCCCAAGUAAACAAAAAGAACAACAGAAAUCCUUGGAAAUAUAUAACCUUUUACUCUUUAUAUAACAUUUACUGUUACCUGUUGAAGCUUAAUAAAUUGACUUUAUUUGAAAUAGGCGCUUUUAGAGUGUGCACAUUCAGAAGCAAAUUUUCUUCAUUUAAAAAAAACCAUACACAUUAGAAUUGCAGUCAGAUACUUAAUCAUUCAAAUGUCCACUACUUUUUAAUAAUAAGGUUUAUAUUAAUCAACAUGUAAAUUGGAAACCUUUUAAACAUGAAAAUGUGAAUUUAGUUUUCUCCUGUCAUCGCCUUGUAAUUCUCUGGCAGUUCCUUGUGAUAGAGUUUAUAAAACAGGCCUGUGUAAACUGCUGGCAACUCUUCCAUGGUCAGAUCAAUCUUGUCAAAUCCUUCUUUGUACCCAUACAGCAGCAGCCUCGCAACUCUCCUGGUGAUGGGAGUCGUAUUUUCAGUCUUGACCAGGUCACUGAGAUCCAUCCACUCACACCUCAAGCAUUCGUGCUGGCAGAAAUUGAUGGUGAACGAACAUGGCUUUAGGCGGCAGAUAAUAUACAUAUCUGACUUUCCAAAAGCUCCUGGACUGGUGUGCUGCUGCCGAAUACUCAGGAGGGAUCUGAAUUCUGAUUUUAUCCCAGUCUCUUCAAAAACUUCUCGAACUGCUGUAUCUCCUACAUAAAAGAAACUUGUACAAAUCAAUGAGGAGCAUAUUUCUAGAAACACUGCCAUCAAAGAUUAUUCGGUUAAAGUAAAAUUAAUUAAAUGUUCAAAAGUAAAGCUCCACCCUAAGAAAGUGAAGUUUUCAGCACAAACGCUCUGCUUUCUGGACCUCCUGAAAUGGUGUGUAUUAUUGAAGUAUGUUCUUACCACUGUAUAUCUAAAAAGCUUUUAAAAGACAGUAUUUCUCCGGUUGCUAUUUAUAGGCUUAACCUGUGCAUUUGGAGGGUCACAUCUUUCUGACCUCUUCUUUCUCUACUUCCCAAAAGGUAGAAAGCCAUAUCCUGCAAAAGUCAGAACACAUUUUAUAAAGCUGAAGUUGAUAUUCCAGCGUAUAGCUUAAGUGCUGAACUGCUAACUGAAAGGUUGUUGGUUUAAAUCCACCAGCCUCUCCUUGGGAAAAAGAUGUGACAGUCUGCUUCUAUGGAGAUUUCAGCCAUGGAAGCCCAAUGGGACAGUUCUUUUCUACAUUAAUGGCUGAGUUGGAAUCAAUUUGGUUCAUUCUGUGCCUGAUUAUGCAUCAAAAUUGCUGGUUUAUACUGAUCAGCAUUGAGAAUCAGAUAGCCACUUUCCCUUGUGAAAGUCCGGCACACUGCAGAAUAUAUUGAGAACUCUGUCAAGGCUCUAAUCUCCUGGGACCUUGUGUGGGACUGUCAAGUCUCAGAAGGCUUCCAGCAGAUUCCUUCAUAGCAUUUCGAAGAGAAGUUACUGCCUCUCUAGCUACGCUGCCAGUGGAAUUCCACUGUAGGAUUUUGGCAUUUCCUUUGCUUGCUGAUCUAGGGCACCAAAGAACUUUAAUUUAUUCCUCCAACAUCAAAAUGUUGUAGUUAAUUCAUCAGAAGUUUUCAAAGAAUGUUCAAUAUACAGCACUUUAUAAUGCCACAAAAGUUUUCAUAUUUUAAAAAUCUUCCAUUUUUUUGAAUUUGAUGUAAAUUUCUGUGGCAGUAUUUUCAUUACCAUUCAGACAUUCCAUGCCCGUAUUUUCUAACUGUCCAGAUGAACGAACUGGCUUUUGUUAGUUUGGGGCUUUCGUUAGAUUUGUGAGCUCCGCCUGUGUCUCCCACACCAUUUCUGUGAAGCUGGCCGCCCUUCUGGGCAGUAGCCCCGCUGCUCCAGGCAGUGUUCCUGCCAAAGAUGCGGAGAGCCUCUUUGUUUUAGAUAGUAAUUGUUUUACCAGUUCCCUGCAAAGGCUUCAUUUUUACCCCCUCUUAACGGACUACUCUGAAAAGAUAUGUGGGAGGAAAACUGUUUUGUAAUAGGAGACAUAUAGCUGCCCAUUUUGAAUUCUAUACUAACUUCCCUUGAAAUUUUCCUACAGGUUAAACAUGGUUAGAAAUUCACACUUGGAAAGAACUUUCCUUUAUAAUAACAUUUUCAUUUGGCAUAUGUACAGCACUUAUUUGUAAUAGAAGAUUGUGGCACUGGUCUUAAAGUUUAUAAAAUAAUAUUUGCCAAUCUCACAUAGCUAUUACUUGAAUGUUUUUAUAUGCAUAUUUAAAUUGUUUGAAAAUUCAAAAAGGGAAUCCUCCGGCUCAUGCUUAGCUUUUAGUACCACUAAUCAAGAUUUAAGAACCUUGGUGGAGCUUUGGAUUAAGCACUGGGUGGCUAAAUACAAGCUUGGCAAGUCAGACUCCCAUUCCAGUGGGAGGGGGAGGAGGCAGUCAAAUCCUGUGAAUAUUUACGGUCUCUGAAAUUCUAUACAGAGUGGCUGUGAAUUAGAAUCCAUCGAUGACCUUGGCAAUCAAGAGUUGGCAUUACCUCAUGAGUUUGGGAUUUACCCUGCCUGGAAGUCCACCUAGCAGUCGAUUCAGAAUCAGAGGUAGUUUUGAGCAGUUUAACUUGCACCAGCAUUGGACCAACUAGACUGAAAAUUGAAUGGACAAAUGAAUUUAUUUAGCCAGUGUAUGAGCGAACCCUUCACCUUCAAGUUAAUCUCUCCCCAAAGUAUUUAGACAUCACAAAUUUAACUUUUUAUCAAGAUAAAAGUGCUUUCUGUUGUUGUGCCUUUAAUAUUUUAAUGUACUGUAUACUGAAAUGAAGUAAUAUUUACUGUUUCAUAGCUUUGUUUUUAUUCUUCGUUGAUAAAGAGAUAUGUUUAAAUAUGUUAUUUUAUCUAGGGUAUGGAGUAAUAAUGGAAUGGAGUUUAUAUUUGUUACUUCUAUUUUGUAAUAUUUAAUCAUAGAAUUAAGAUCGGAAUAAAACAAUAGGAAAGUUUUUGCAGAAUGUGGACUUUCCUUGUAUUCCCCUGUUUCUUCUGCACCAGUGGUCUCUGACUAGAGCAGGGCUUGGUAGUCCUUCGGCUCAUGCAGGUGAAUUUCUUCCUGCCAGUAGCAACGAGUCCAUUUUUCACCUUGACUUUUUAGAAACUCUUUGUACACCUAUGGUAUUAUUUUAUACUAGAGUUUUAAGAAUUGCUUUCUAUUGUUUAUGGGACCCUCCUAACAUUUUAUUUUACUUAAAAUUCUAGACAACGAUGCUUCAUUUGUCUAACAUUAUCAAAGAACAAAAGUUUUCAAACAAAAGCAUUUCCCAAAUAACCAGUGAAGGGCCAAUAUGAAUGCUUAGCCAUAUAAUAGUAUUCCUAAUGUAUAUUAUAUACUUAACUAAACACCGAGCUUAAAGAUAAUAACUUAAUUCCUAAUUCUCUGGCUUCACCACUUAGAAUGUUUCCGAUUGUACUGUGUUAUAAAACAGAGUGUCUUCAGAUAGACAUAGUCUUUUCAGACGUGGAAGAGUACUGUCAGUUAUCACUUGUUGCUGCUUUUCGAGUUUUACUGAUUCCAAGGUCAAGCUUUCGUUUAUCUGACCCCUAGGAAGUAUGGCAAAUACCAGCUGCUGCUUAUAAACCUCUUCUUUUCUCUUAAUACCACAUGUUUGAAACAUAAUCACCGGAUACGUGGAUUGUUGUGACAAGUAACUACAUCUAAUUUAAAAAGUUGUGAAUUCUUAGUUAUUUGAACUUAAAGAGGGGGGGCUUGGGUACAUAUCAACAUAAGCUUACAUGGCUUUGGGUUGGAAUUAGAUUUUUCUCAUGUAGCCUUAAAUAUAAGCAUAUUUGAAAUUCAAAUGAUAACAAAGUCAGUUCAUUUGAGAAGGCAACAUUCGGAGAAACAACUCCACAGACCUUCUCCAGAAGACUACUUUCUGUCCAGUAUUUGUGUGGACGGCUUCCUCUCUCAAAAAGGCACAGGAUAAGCACAGGAUAUGUUCACACGUGCACAUAUCAUAGGGAGGUUGUGAGGCAAUAGGAUUCUAAAAUACAUAGCCUUCUCCUUCAGCACAUGCACCGACAUAGACUCUUCUUCUGUGUCAUGAAAAGACCUAAGUAGAAUCUAAACAUAAAGUCAGUAUUGAAUAAGUCACUAAAACAAAGUUUUUAAAGUAUUUAUCUUAAUGCAGGAUUUCUAGGAGUUGCCUAUGUAUUAUGCACAUGAUGUUUUGAUCUGUGUAACAAUUUUUAAAAAUCCAGUUUUAGGUAUAUAUGCAUUUUUAAAUAAAGUAUUUCAAGAUGACUAGGAAAUUGCCCAUAUAAAUACUGGCAAAAGAGAAUGGGAACAUACGUAUCAAGGGAUAGGUUAUAUGUAAAUAUACUGGUAUCAAGUGAGUUAUUUAUUGAUUUAUUUUGGUGGAAAUUGAUGAAUAGUUUAAAGAGUAGGUAGGAAAAUUCAGUGUUCAUUCUUUUGCCUACCUCUGUAAAAUUAGUGACAAAGAAUUCUUAGAUGAUCUUAAAGACAGAGCUUAGUAAGCUCUUUUAGGGUGUUAUUUCUCAUAUGACCUUGUAUUGUGUUUGACUUCCUAACGAUUUAAGUAGGUAACAUUUUCAUAAGGAGAAUUAUGCCACCACUGUUCUGUAAUUGAAAAAAAUGAAUGAUGAAGGGUUUGCCAUGUAGCUGUGAUUUUAUAAUAUAUAUUUCAAAGUUCAUUUAAAAGUGAUACAUGAAUCAGAGUUGAGGUGUUUUUUUUUAAUUCAUCUUUGAAUAGUUAGGUUAAGAAUUUAUCUUGUCUAAUAGGUUAAUACCAACAUUACUCAUAUGCACAAUAACCUUUUAAGUUUACUGAGGUAUAUCUAAAGCUAAUCAUUUCUAAAUAAAUUUAUCAAGAAGCAGUCUGUUCCAGAAAGGUGGUAUGCUUCUAAUGGUAUUAUUUAUACUAAUGGACAAGUUUAUAAUGUUAGAUUUUUUGCUUCUAAUUUUAUAUCAGCCCUUAAAGUAACUUCUCUAAAAUUUUCUGAACCAGACUGAACCAGCUGGAAAAUUUAAAUUAUAUUAUUUGAUAUUAUAAAGCAAAUAAGUAAACACUUGAAUAUCAUCAACAUUUCCAAGUAAAUUUUAAAUACAUAGGAUACAUACCAAGAUCUUCUCCCGGCUCUGACAGGCCUCCUGGAAACUUCCACAUAUUUUUUAACUGCAAAAUAAAGUCAGAACAUUAUUCUAAAAUUAGCAUUAAUUCACUAACACACACACACACUCAUUCAUGUAUACAAUUACUGUCACUCACACAUAUUCGGACUCCAUAAAAUCUAUCCAGAAUUAAUUGGUUAAAGCAUUGGAGUUUCGUUUGUUUGUUACUGCACGCAAAUUUCCUCCAGUUUUCUUCCUUUCCCUUUGUUUUGUGGGGGGGAGGGAGGUGAGGAGGAGGUGUGUGAAUGAAGACAUCUCUUCCUACCUUUUUCUACAAGAAGUAGUCUUGUUUGUUGGCUGAUGUGAUAAUAUAUUUUGUAUGAAAAAAACAGUGGAAAGAAACUUCUACAGAAUUUGUAUAAUUUUUAAAAUUUUGCUGCUAGUUAACUAGUUACCACAUAGGGAAAUCUUACAAAUGCUGCUAUUAAUAAGUAGAAAAUACAGUAUAAAUGUAAUCACUAAAGUAUGCUUCUUACAAUUUUCACAUUAUUUUCCUGUAUUGUGUUUCUAUCAUGAUUUAUGUUACCAUUAUGAUUUCUAUUGUUGUAUGUGUUAUUGAUGUUAUGUAAAAAGUAGAAUUGCUUUUCAUGUGUUAGUGUGAAUAAAAUCACUUAGUUGGAGUUUG